AUGCACUCAAACUCGGCUCGUAGUUCCCUCCGAAAUCCGAAAUCUGAAAAUUCGUAUAAAUUUGCGACGUGUGACGUGAAAUUCUGGAGGAAUGAUUCUGUAGAUCAAAACGGCGGUGGGACGACGACUCAUGGAAGAGCCGCGACGGCACGUGCCACGUGGCGUGGAAAGGAGACGUUGAUUGAUGGGAGGAUGGAUGAGGAGCAGAAGCCAAUGUCCUCCUCAUCCGGCACGUAUUCCGUGUCCCAAGCACGUGGCAACGAGCACACUCGAGACGUCCGUCAAGAAAUCCAACGGACGUUUUAUACAGUAGUCACGAAACCCCAAAGACUGCUCGACGAAUAUGAAACACACGAAGUGUACGUACCAUCUCGAAGUGUAUCCCAGGAUCCGGAAGCCGUCUUAGCAGGACGUCGACGCGAUAGUACUGUACGGGUGUCGGUACGAUCCGAGGGCGCUGCUGCUGGACAAAUGAAGGCUUCAAAUUCGACGGCUGGCGUGUCGUUGACGCUCCCACGUGUCAAAAAUCAUAUGAUUCGAGCGACGGAUACGGUACCGAUAGUGAGGGUACCGGCGAGACGACCACCGUCGAGAGUCGAGACGAGUCAUGUCGUCACCGGUUCUCUAACCCGUCAACUACAAGACAUUUCUGGCAAAAGUGUGGUCCGUGACUCGAAAUCGGGACAAACGAUGGCGGCGAGCCGAAGUCAACCGCCAGGCAAGGUUACAUAUCAGUAUAAAGUAAACGCCUCAGAGCGACGAGUCGAAUACCGGUAUCAAUCGGAGACGCUUCUCUACGAUUUCGAGGAGACAACAAAACGUGAACAACUCGAAACCUGGCAAAGCAAGAAGCGUGCUCCAUCUGGAAACGGAGCAGUCGUGACGAUGAUUCGAAAAACGCAAAGUGCUCAGGAGCAAGCGGACGUCUCGGAGGUCUUAGGUACGCUGGCGUGA
Messenger RNA from Caenorhabditis remanei, 954 nucleotides. RefSeq lists its product as uncharacterized. The coding region runs from base 1 to 954 and encodes 317 amino acids. The transcript has 6 exons. The record is from RefSeq and is a predicted model, not a curated record. NCBI's taxonomy places the organism in Eukaryota, Metazoa, Nematoda, Chromadorea, Rhabditida, Rhabditidae.